This is a messenger RNA of Ilex paraguariensis (yerba mate), 1813 nucleotides long. The record is from the annotation of a GenBank genome assembly. NCBI's taxonomy places the organism in Eukaryota, Viridiplantae, Streptophyta, Magnoliopsida, Aquifoliales, Aquifoliaceae.
GUUAGGUUCUAUAAUGUCGGGAUAGUAAUCCAGUGAAGCAAGGUGCAGCCGAAGUGAAUAAGGAUAUUUCUAUCUUCCUCUCUAUUUUGCACCGGAAAGAAAGAGUUGACAGGAGGGACAAGAAGAUAAAAGGAAAGAUCAAUUCCUUUAACAGUAGUACCCUCAAAUCUUUCUCCCUCGCUCUCCUUCAAAUCCCAAUUCGCCAAAUGAACUUCUCCUCUUCAACCAGUGUUUGUAGUUGCUACUCUGUGGGCUGGAAAUCGUCUAGCUUGUUCGUACAACAAGGGUUUCUCUCUAACGCCCAAAAUGGGGUUUUCCUCUCUCGUAAACCCAAAGAAAUCACUUAUUACAAAUACCCUCGGGUCUCCUCUUCCGCAUCUUCUGAUCCUCUUUUGGUCAGGGCGGCAAGAAGAGAGCCUGUAAAUCGCCCUCCAGCAUGGAUGAUGCGUCAGGCAGGAAGGUAUAUGGCUGUUUACAGAAAGCUUGCAGAGAAAUACCCAUCCUUCAGAGAGAGGUCAGAGACAACUGAUCUUAUUGUGGAAAUUUCUUUGCAGCCUUGGGAGGCUUUCAAUCCUGAUGGGGUUAUUAUUUUCUCUGACAUACUUACCCCUCUAGCGGCAUUUGGUAUCCCAUUUGACAUAGAAGAGGUGAGGGGCCCGGUUAUCCAUGCUCCAAUACGUUCUGAGGAGGGUUUGAAAGCAUUGCAUCCAAUUGACUUGGAGAAAUUACAUUUCGUGGGAGAAUCCCUUAGAAUUUUGCGCCAUGAGGUUGGGGAGCGAGCUGCAGUUCUGGGUUUUGUGGGAGCUCCCUGGACAAUUGCUACAUACAUAGUAGAAGGGUGUACAACCCGCACAUAUACGACCAUAAAGAGCAUAUGCCACACUGCACCCCAUGUAUUGAGGGCUCUUCUCUCGCAUUUAGUACAGGCGAUAUCUGAGUAUAUUGUUUUUCAAGUGGAGUCUGGAGCUCAUUGUAUACAAAUAUUUGAUUCAUGGGGAGGACAACUACCACCUGACAUGUGGGAGCGCUGGUCAAAGCCCUAUAUUGUUGAGAUUGUGAGUAUAGUAAGGAAAAAGUGCCCUAAAACACCACUUGUUCUCUACAUUAAUGGAAAUGGCGGUCUUCUUGAACGGAUGAAAGAAACUGGAGUCGAUGUGAUUGGGCUAGACUGGACAGUGGAUAUGGAAGAUGCAAAGAAGCAAUUGGGAAAUGAUAUAAGUGUCCAGGGAAAUGUGGACCCUGCUUAUUUAUUUUCUCCUCUUCCUGCUUUGACGGAUGAAAUUGAAAGGGUUGUGAAGUGUGCAGGACCGAGGGGUCACAUACUCAAUCUGGGCCAUGGUGUUCUUGUUGGCACACCUGAGGAAGCAGUCGCUCAUUUCUUUGACAUUGCAAGAAACUUAAAGUUUGAUCCUCCUGUUGAAGAUCAUGCACUGGGAGAAGCUAAAUUGGUAGUUUAAAGAAGCCAUUAGAAAUUUGAUACACAUUUGGAAGAUCCUGCUUUGAGAACCUAAAUUGGUGGCUUGAAAACAACGUUUUGGCUGGGUACGAGAUGUUGAUUCUGUUGUAUAUGGAGGCUGUUAAUUUCAUGCUCUAACUAACCCCCUCCCCAACCACAAAUAGAGAUUUUUUGCUAGGUUAUUUGAAGCUUUGAGGUCCUCCACAUUCUUUGGGUGAGAUACCUAGUUCUGUUCAAUUGUCUUUAUUCGAGAUGAAUCAAUAGAUUGCUUGUUCCUUUUUUUAUAUACUUGCGUCUUCAUGGUACAUUGAUUUAUGGGUGAUUAUUAUGUGGGUAAGAUUGCCAAAUUAAUGGUGG